Malurus melanocephalus (red-backed fairy wren) is the source of this 4072-nucleotide messenger RNA. It is a transcript of the gene HPS3, whose product is annotated as HPS3 biogenesis of lysosomal organelles complex 2 subunit 1. Gene Ontology annotation, biological process: organelle organization. Bases 79 to 3108 code for a protein of 1009 amino acids. Gene Ontology annotation, cellular component: cytoplasm. The transcript has 17 exons. The record is from RefSeq and is a predicted model, not a curated record. Lineage: Eukaryota; Metazoa; Chordata; Aves; Passeriformes; Maluridae.
CCCAGCGCGGAAGUGCCGGCACCGCCCCGAGAGGCUGCGGGUGCUCUCUCCGCUGCUGCCGCGGAAGUUUUCGGGACCAUGGUGCAGCUUUACAACUUGCACCCGUUCGGGUCGCAGCGAGUAGUGCCCUGCAAGCAGGAACCGGCGCACUUCUGCUGCGGCCAGGACGUGCUGUUCGUGGCCAGCGCGGCGGCGUGCUGCAGGGUGGAGGUGUUCGCCGUGCGCCAACAGGGCCGCUGCGAGGCCCUGGGCUCCUUCGCUACGCUGGGUGCCGUGCUGCGGAUGGCGUACAGCKCGGCAGGAGACUAUCUGGUGACAAUUGAAGAAAAAAGCAAAGCAACUUUCCUAAGAGCAUAUACGAACUGGAGGUGCAUGUCUGCAGGGAGUUCUCGCGUGUGUGUUCGGAUGGUUGGUCACAAGAUGGAAGAGUCAUACAGUGAAACCUUGAAAGAACAGAUGUCAGUUGUUGAAAUGCCACUUUCAGAUCCUCCACUGUGCAUUUCGUGUUGUCCUCUGAAUGGAGAUCUUCUUGUGGGCUGCAAGAAUAAACUAGUCAUGUUUUGUUUGAAACACCUGGUCGUAAACCAGAAUUUGACUGUGUUAGAUUUUGAACGGACCUUAAUUUUGCACAUUGAUAACAUCAUUCCUGCUGAAGUUGCAUUCUGUGCCAGACAUAUAGCCAUAACAACAGAGCUGGAUGUUCUAAUCCUGAAACUGGAACUGGUCCAGCGAGGUGUGGACAGGACAGAGCAGUGUACUCAGGGAGUCAGUGCACCACAAAAGGCUGCAGAUGGAGGUGUGAAAGAUGAAGGUCCUUCAACACAUACUUUACAGCUUGAAUUAGAUGAGUUCAUCGUAUGUCAGAAGCCAGUGGAACUGCUUGGGGAAGAAAGUAAGCUCUGUGAGAUACCCAUMACACUGGAAUCCACAGAGCUACCUACGGAGGACACAGAGCGCUUCCAAGUGCAAUAUCUGCUUUUCAGAUGUUUUACACCCGACCAGUCGCCUUUUGGAUUUUGUGAAGAGACAAAGUUGCACUCUAUUCAACUGCUUCCUGUAUACCAGACAGGGAGUACCACAACAGCCUGUGAGGAGACUGAGAACAAGAGAAAACUGCUGAGUCUCUUCUGCUUYUUCUCUUUACCUGAUGUUGGAUAUCUCUACUCUGUUGGGAAGUUAGUAGAACUAAUUUCUACUUACCAAUAUUCCGAGAAGUCAGAGCAGGCUGUCCUCACUCCGCAGUUCCUGCAUGUCAUUACAAGUCAGAACCUGCAGUGCUUCACAGUGCGAUGCAGUGCAGCAGCAGCUCGUGAUGAGGACCCCUACAUUGACACGACUGUGAAGGCUUGUCCACCUGUCACACUGGAUGUCUGUACAUUAAGAAUGCAGCUUUUUAUAGGACCAAGAGCUAUCUGUCAUUUCARAAACCAUAUAAUUCUUUUGACUAAGGCAGACACAGAAGAUAUUACUGAAAGAAGAAAGCCUACAAGAAGGAUGCUUUCCAGAAAGGCUGACAGCAUCAAAUCCAGAGGAAGUUCUGAGUCGGAGCCUGGUUGGAAUUUAUAUAUCAUAAACACUGUUUCAACAAUUCAGCUUUACAGGGAAAUGGUAGAUUAUAGUCGGACUUACGAAAGCGUUAAAACCGAGAGCUGCAUCCAUCUUCUGAGUGAGGCUCACUUACUGCUCAGAGCAGCUAUAAUGGACCCUCAUUUCCUUGGCUCAGAUGAGAAAGAAGAUCUUCUGAGAGCAUUCAGAGAAAGUUGUGCCUUCUUAGGAGACUGCUACAGCAGGUUUGACACGAAGGAUUACCACCUUGCUUUGCCAUACUACAGAAUGUCAGGUUUAUCCAUGGCUGAAGUUUUAAAGAGACUGGUUUCAGAAGGUGAUGAAAUACAGACAUGSGAGAGAGGAUUUAUAUUUUACUUAACUCAUUCUCUUAAUGAASACUCAAGUGAAGAAUUAGAUAAGGAAUCAGGAAAUAAAGUUCUCAAGAUAUUCUAUCUCGCGGACCCUGUGCAGCUGCCUCAUAUUCUUUGCAGUCCCUGCAUGAGAAACGUAUGUCCUUUCACAGCUGUGAAUUAUCUUCAGAAAGUUGAAAAGAUGAUGCCUUCAGCAGUCCUGACACUCACUAAGGCUUUCUUGGCCCUGAAAAUGGGAGACCUGCUAAUGUACAAACGUGAGAUGGACUCCUGUACGGAGACAGCACUGACCUGUGGCUUCGUUGGGCAGCCACGACUCCUGUGGCAGCGUCAGACAGGAAUUGUUACCCCAACGGAGUUUGCUGUUCACCUGAAGGAGACACAGCCUGCUUUACUGGUGGCUGCUGCUGUGGCUUUACAUGAGAACGGWAAAAUGGAACUGGAAGAAGCGGAUACCUUUUUCAAGGUGUUGUGUAGUAGCAGUGGAAACACUACACCACAGCUCUUGGUGGAUUUCUGGGAGGCUCUUCUUGUAGUGUCCUCUCAGGAGGAAAUACUUCAGGAGCUCCUGUUGAGGGUUACUUCUCAGUAUGUUUGGAGAAUAUCAGAGAAGCAACUUCCUGACACGAAGCCAUUGAAAACAACAGAGGAUCUGAUAAACUCCUGUAGUCAUUUUGGGUUGAUUUUCCCAUGGGUAACUUCCAUAAYGUCAGUGGGAUGUUCAYCUCAUCAAGAUUUCUGUGAAGACAUCUCAAGACUACAGUCUCUGCUGUGUAGUCAGUCAGUCAAUGUAGCUGCAGCUCAGCCUGUUUUGGAGCCCCUGGCAGGGGCUGGCAGUGUYGGCCUCAGCGUCCGUGUCCUGUGCAGUUCCCGUCGGGGCAGGCACGAGGAAGCCCUCGAGCAGCUCCUCCAGCGGUGUCCCGAGGCUGCCAUGUCCUACGCUCAGCAGGAGCUGAAGGGUGACAGUCAGGCUCUGUGGUGGACCAAGAUGCUUCCUGAACUUUGCAACAGAACGAGACUUAGUGGAAACGACUGCCCUGUUCUUAUUUCAKCACUCAAAGAAACUUUAUCAGUUGUUGCAAUGGAACUGGAACUAAGGGAUUUCCUCAGUCUUCUACCAGAGGAUGGAACUGCAGCAUUUUUCCUGCCACAUCUUCUUCACUGCAGCCAGAGGAAGCUCCUGACCUAAAGCAAUGAAAGUGUGCUAUCCACUCAACUACAAAGAAUGUUCUGUAACAAAAAAGUCAAUUAAACAAACAGCACAACUCUUUAUAAGGUACGAUGGGGUUCCCUUCACAUGCAUCUCGUGUCUGCUACUGAAGGACAGCUGUUGUCUGAGGCAGAGCAUGUUUCGAAGGUAAUUCUGGUGCCAAAGCAGCUGGGAAAUACAGACUCCACAGUACAAAAGGGCAUGCAGAGUUUACUGAAAGUAAAGCAGUAAGUCAGUCACAAAUCUGUGUCAGUUGGAUCCCUGACCGUGGGAGGAAUUCAGGCUCAGGCGUGGGUCUAACUGUGUGAGUGAAAGUGCUUCCAAGUGGAAUUGGGCCCCACUGACUUCAUUUUGCAACACAGACAUUUCCUUGAAUUCYAGCUCUGUCAUCUUAGUUACAUACCCAGACAAGUAUUACACUGAAAAAGCUUUUUAUUUAGCAUUUCACRAGAAAAGGCCAUUAAUCAAAGAGAAACAGAACGGAAGGUACAGACUACUGUUGGCUUGCUGGUCUUUGUUUCCUUUUUUCUCUUGUUAUGCUCAGCCAUAGACAAUAUUGGAAGUAUCAUUAUACCAUAAAUCCAGCUGAAAACUCUUUACUUCUUUUAGGUAAGCAUCUCRGGUGUUUGUGCAUGUGUGUACUGAUGUUUGUGUAUCUUGUGAGCAGAAAGYAUCUUUCUUCUCCUCGAGAGCUGGAAUUCAGUCAUAAUAAACUGUCACAAUGUUUAAAACAUCCUUAGUUUGUGUUUUUUGACAAUUACCAAARAUACAAUGCUCCUGUGAGCCCAUAACCAUCUAAACCAUCUAAAGGCCUMAUUCGCUGCCAUUGACCCUAUGAAAUCUGUUUUCACUGGUAUUGCAAUGUUCCUUAAACCUGCAGAAGUCAGGCAGAAGAGAUCAUCUACAUUUCAGCUAAAAUACAUCAACAAAAAAAAAAUCAAAA